AUGAGAACGGUUCAAGACCAAAAACAGAUGUGGCUUUUGUUGCUUCUUACCUUUAUUUCACCGUUGUACGCUCUUCCUGCGAAUUGUAAACUGCCAGUCGAUCUGGGGAAGAAAUGCAAAGGACCUCCUCAAACCAGAUAUCAUUUCGACCCAGAAACUCGUAAUUGUCUUCCCUUUGGUUACACUGGCUGUGGAGGAAACGGCAACAACUUUCAGGAUGCACAAAAAUGCUACACUACUUGCAUGACAGCAGAUCAGCUGAAAAUUUCAUGUGCAGCCAAUGCGAAACCCAAGGGAACCUGCGAUAAAAGAGGAUUGUGUCCGAGUGGCACAGUCUGUUUGUUCGAUGGGAAAUCUGGAAUAUGCUGCGAUCAGCAAAACGAGGAAAAGCUUCAAGCCGACUUAAAUCCGAGCUGUGGGAAUAAGAAGUUGUUACAACAAGUGAUUAAUGGACAAGCAUUUCCAGUGCUCGGCAAGAAGUGCAGCUAUAACUUCUGUCCCAAGGGAAGCCGAGAAUUAGGCUCCGCUUCUUGGAGGUUGCCAAGAUACUCAUAUCGUGCGUUCCAUAAUAAAGCCAGAACUCAAAACCUUAGGAAGACUAAGAUAAUGUGGCACCUGCUGGUCCUAGCAAUGUUAUUCCCAUUACAUGUGGAAUCGGAAAAUUCCAUGAUCGAUUGCAUAAAAUCGCUCAGAAUGGGGAAGCAGAACUGCAAGACAACUCCGAAAAUUAGAUACUAUUUCGAUGCAAACCAUUACAAGUGCUUUCCGUUCAAAUACACUGGAUGUGGUGGAAAUGACAAUAAUUUUAUAGAUUGGAAAGAAUGCUCCGACUUAUGUCUUCCACCUGCAUAUUUUCGCUGUCCCGGCAAUGGAACAAAAACGGGUAUGUGCAACGAGCAGUACAAAUGGAGCAAAUGUCCAAAAGGAUCCACCUGCGUAAUGGCAAAUGAGUACGGAUUCUGCUGUGAAGACAAAGACAGGAAAAUAGCAGCUGACGAGAACCCUGACUGCGGAAAAAAGAAGGUGGUCAAGAGCAACUAUAGGGGAUAUAUGGGCACACUGCAGGGCUUGAGUUGCAGUCACAACUUCUGCCCCAAGGGUAGCGAAUGCCGGAAAGGAAAUUAUUUCUCUUACUGUUGCCAGUAAUUAUGCUGUCGGCUAUGAAGGUUUUGCAUCUGUAAAAAUGGUUGGAUAAGCUUAGUAAACGUUUUGCAUCAUGUACAGAA
Molecule: messenger RNA, 1226 nt
Organism: Cylicocyclus nassatus
Lineage: Eukaryota; Metazoa; Nematoda; Chromadorea; Rhabditida; Strongylidae
Source: the annotation of a GenBank genome assembly